Messenger RNA from Mangifera indica (mango), 1356 nucleotides. Its product is annotated as gibberellin 20 oxidase 1-D-like. Lineage: Eukaryota; Viridiplantae; Streptophyta; Magnoliopsida; Sapindales; Anacardiaceae. Gene Ontology annotation, molecular function: gibberellin 20-oxidase activity. Bases 1 to 1149 code for a protein of 382 amino acids. The record is from RefSeq and is a predicted model, not a curated record. The transcript has 3 exons. Gene Ontology annotation, biological process: unidimensional cell growth; gibberellin biosynthetic process; response to light stimulus.
AUGUCUCUCAUAAUGAACUCUAACAAUUCACCCCUUGAUUUGUGUUCUCCAUUGAUGGACCAAAAAAAUGAUGAGAAAGGUUCCAUUAUUUUCGAUACUUUGAAAAAGCAAACAAACAUUCCAACUGAGUUUAUUUGGCCAAACAGCGACUUGGUCAAUACCCAACAAGAGCUUAACGAGCCCUUGAUAGACUUGGAAGGAUUCAUGAAGGGUGAUGAAAGUGCCACAGCUGAAGCCAUUCAGCUUGUGAGAAAUGGCUGUUUGGAGCAUGGAUUCUUUCAAGUGAUCAAUCAUGGCGUCGAUGCAAGUCUCAUAAAUGCAGCCUACGAAGAAAUUGAUUCUAUUUUCAACCUUCCUCUUGAAAAGAAACUCAGCAUUCCAAGGAAGCCUUUCCAGGUUUUUGGAUACUCUGGUGCUCAUGCUGAUCGUUUCUCAUCCAAGUUGCCUUGGAAGGAAACGUUGUCUUUUGGGUUCCCUUACGGCGAGAAUGACUCCAACCCUGUUAUUCUUAACUACUUCAAAUCUGUUCUGGGAGAAGAUUUUGAACGCACAGGGUGGGUUUAUCAAAGGUAUUGUGAAGCAAUGAAGAAGUUAUCAGAUGUGAUUUUUGAGCUUUUGGCGAUUAGCUUGGGAAUAGAUCAACUGCACUAUAAGAAAUUUUUCGAAGAUGGGUACUCAAUCACGAGGUGCAACUAUUAUCCUCCUUGCAAUAAUUCAAGCCUCACUAUGGGAACUGGCCCUCAUAGUGACCCAACAGCCUUAACAAUCCUUCAUCAAGACCAAACUGGCGGCCUUGAAGUUUUUGUAAAUGAUAAGUGGCAAACAGUCCGACCUCGACAAGAUGCCCUAGUCAUAAAUCUUGGCGACACAUUCAUGGCAUUAUCAAAUGGGAAAUACAAGAGCUGCCUGCACAGAGCAGUGGUGAACAGUGACAAAGAAAGAAGAUCAAUAGUGUUUUUUGUGUGUCCAAAAGGUGACAAAGAGGUGAGGCCCACAGAAGAUCUUGUUAACAAAGAAGGGUCAAGGAUUUACCCAGAUUUCACAUGGUCAGACUUGAUGGGGUUCACUUUGAAGCACCAUAGGCCUGAUGCUGCUACUCUGCCCGCCUUUGUCGAAUGGCUUGCAUCUUCCAAAUCAUCUAACUCCUAGUUGCUUUUGGAUGAAUUUGAAUCAUUUCUAUGUCUCUAGCUAUGUGAAUGUAAUUUGGGUUUGUGGCUACUAUUAUGUAACUCUUAUGUUAUGUUGUAAGAGUGGUUUUUGUGAUCUUGUACCCAAUGUUUUUAGAGUGACAAAUAAAUUCUCUACCUAGUGAUUUUAGAUAAAAAAAUUAUGUUUAUGUUGCCAAAGUUAAACUAC